This is a messenger RNA of Dendrobium catenatum, 2450 nucleotides long. Its product is annotated as heterogeneous nuclear ribonucleoprotein Q. NCBI's taxonomy places the organism in Eukaryota, Viridiplantae, Streptophyta, Magnoliopsida, Asparagales, Orchidaceae. Bases 140 to 2149 code for a protein of 669 amino acids. Gene Ontology annotation, cellular component: nucleus. Gene Ontology annotation, molecular function: mRNA binding. The transcript has 11 exons. The record is from RefSeq and is a predicted model, not a curated record.
CGCUCGCCAGUCCCGACUCGCCCCAAGCUAACUCAAGAAUACCCACACUAGCGAAUCUCCACGGCUCGACCCCUAGUCUCCAUUUUUCCUUGACAGAACCCUAAACACUGCCACCUCCCGUAGUCACAGUGGGCGCAAGAUGCCGCCGCGCGCCGCCAAGAAAUCUUCGGCUAAGAAGCGAUCUGCGAUGGCGAAGAAUCCGGCGUCGGCUUCGGAGUCUUCCCCGGCGGACGCUUCAACCUUAGUUGUCGGUGAGACGACACCAGAGCCAGAGGCCCUCUCCGCCGUUCCAGAUAAGGAUGCGUCAGAAGCCGAUGCAGAGAGCGGUGAUGCUCUAGCUGAAGGCAAGACCUCUCCGUCUCCCGCCAUGGUCGAGGAGCCAGCUGCCCCGAUAGGUGAGGAUUUGAUUUCUCCAUCGAAAUCCGAAGAGCCUUUGGAGGAUGCAGAUGCUGAGUUGGAGGGUGAGGAGGCUAGCGAUGUGGUGGCAAAGAUGGAGGUGGAAGAAGGUGUUAAAGAAACCUUUGACAAUGUUGUUAACACCAGAGAUAAGGUUGAGUAUGAAGAUACUGAUGCAGAUGAUGCUGAAGAUGUUGAUGGUGAUGAUGAUAACGCCAGUGAUGCUGAUGUUGAGAAUGUUGAGAAUGAUGAUAAUGAUCACACUCUGGAUAUGCAGGCUGCUCUAGCUGAGGGACAAAAUCAAAAAGGAUCCCAGAUAUUUGUUGGUGGACUGGAUAAAGGAGCAGUUGAGGAUGAUUUGAUUAAAGUUUUUGGUGUCUUUGGAGAGGUCCAGCUUGCAAGAAUAGUUAGGAAUACAACAACAAAAAAAAGCAAGGGAUUUGGAUUUAUCCGUUUUGCUAAUAGUGAACAUACCAUGAAGGCUCUUGCUGAACUGAAAGAUGGAACAGAGAUAAAUGGAAAACAUGUUCGCAUACAAGCCAGUCAGGAUAACGCGACGCUUUAUCUGGGGAACAUCUCCAAAACGUGGACUAGGGAUAACGUGAUCGAGAGGUUGAAAAGCUUUGGAGUCGAACAAUUUGAUAACCUGAUUUUACCCAAGGACACCAUGAAUGAAGAAAAAAUUAAGGGUUUUGCAUUCUUGGAAUUUAAUUGUCAUUCUGAUGCAAUAUUAGCAUUUCAACGCUUAAGAAAACCAGAUGCUGAUUUUGGUCGAGACAAGACUGUAAAAGUUGCCUUUGCGCAUGCUUCAUUGCAUCCCAGUGAAGAUGAUCUUUUGCAGGUCAAGACUGUGCAUCUUGAUGGCAUUCCUCUAUCUUGGGAUGAGGAGAAGGUCAAAGAAAUUUGCGAAGAAUAUGGUCAAAUAGAAAGAGUGCAGCUUUCUCGAAAUUUCAGUUCAAGAAAAAGGAAAGAUUUUGGGUUUGUUGAAUUCUCUUCUCGAGAAAGUGCAUUGGCUUGUGUGGAAGGGAUAAACAAAGCUCAAAUUGUUGAUGGAAAAGCCAAAGUCAUAGCUAAUCUUGCCAAACCUGUGAACAAGGGCCGGCUUGCCAAGCAAGGUUCCAUCCAAGAAGCUGGUGGUAUUGUGAAAAAGAGAAAAGCCCCUGAGGAGAUUUUGCAGAAGGAAAAAAAGCGUAACCCAAAAAUUGCCAGACUAAACAAGCCAUCUACUUCUCAGAAAAGAGACUCUAAGGGUAAAAGUGGUCUGCAGGUAAAGAUGUCUAUCAGAAGGAAAAAAAAUAAUGGAAAGGUCACUGAUAGUGAUAUUAGUGGCCGUUCUUCAAAAAAGAUUCGCCAAAAUCAUAGUUACGGUAAGGUACAUGAUCGACACUUUUAUGGUUUAGGCAAUCGUAAGAGGGCUUACUCUGCAAUUAGAGAUGCGAGCUACGGUGCACGUACUUCAGCAUAUCCAGCAAGAUAUGCAUAUGCUGGAGCUUCUGAACCUCAACUUCGUCCCUCUGAUCUAGUACCCCAUGCUGGAUAUCUUCCUGCUCUGAAUCAAGGCGUAAGUACUCAUGCAUAUGAUCAAAGAAGAUCUGGAACUUACAGUAGUGAACUAAGGAGCAAUUUUGGAUCUGGCAGAGCAAUUUCAGGAGUGCCGACCUCCUAUCAGUCAGACUAUUCUAUUUAUCAGGGAGCUGGCUAUAGGCAUCAUAGCAGUGGAGCUUAUGCCCCACGAGGACCAUAUUAUUACUGACGGCUUCUUCGCUAUUUAUAUGGUUUUCACUGGAAAGACGAAUUGGUGGCAUAAUUGUGUCCUUUGUAAACUUGUCUUUCUAUUUAGAUUUCCCAUAGAUGGAAAACCAACCUUUGGUAUAAUUAUUUCCCUUUUUUUCUCCACCCUGUUUGCUUCUGGACUUUUAAAUGGUUCUAAUAUUUCCCAAAAUUCUCUUAUUGGGGAAAGCUUGUUAGGCAAAUUUUAUGUUUUUCUUGUUGAGGAUUAUGGAAGAAGUUCAAACGCCAAUAUACUAACUAUAUUGAAGUUUUAGUUUUCUAUU